AUGGAUUCUCUGAAAAUGUUCAAAGGUUACGGCAAAGUAGAACGAGAUCAGCACCGAAUCAAAGAUCAAGAGCGCAACCCGAAAUACAAAAUCUCGAUCGCCACUACGAUUUCCAUCUUCGCAAUCCUCUUCCUCACUCUAACCUUGAUCUUCACCCUCGCAUCCAUUAUUCACCACCAAAACACCGAAUCACAGCAGCUUCUCAACUCGGCAGAGUCCAUCCGAGUCGUCUGCAACGUCACGCGCUUCCCCGAUGCAUGCCUCGCCGCCAUCCGGCCAUCCGUCAACGCCACCGAUCCCCAAACCAUCCUCGCUCUCUCGCUGCGCGCGUCACUCCACGCUCUCCAGAGCCUCGCUUCCUCACUCAACGCGACGAAGGGACGCGCGUUCGCUGACUGCAAGGACCAUCUGGAUGAUGCGCUGAGUCGACUCAACGACUCGCUGUCGGCCGCGGCAGCGCUGACCGACGCGACGGUGGCUGAUGUGCAGACGUGGGUGAGCGCGGCGGUGACGGACCAGCAGACGUGCUUAGACGGACUGGAAGAGGCGGGUGACGUGGUGGGUGUUGAGAAGAUGAAGAAAAUGAUGAAGACAUCGGACGAGUAUGUGAGUAACAGUUUAGCUAUUGUUGCCAAUAUUCGUAAUUUGUUUCGCCACUUCAAUAUGACGCUCCAUUGA
This is a messenger RNA of Sphenostylis stenocarpa, 678 nucleotides long. NCBI's taxonomy places the organism in Eukaryota, Viridiplantae, Streptophyta, Magnoliopsida, Fabales, Fabaceae. The record is from the annotation of a GenBank genome assembly.